Trichoderma virens Gv29-8 is the source of this 1137-nucleotide messenger RNA. RefSeq lists its product as uncharacterized. The transcript has 2 exons. The annotation marks the transcript as partial. The record is from RefSeq and is a predicted model, not a curated record. NCBI's taxonomy places the organism in Eukaryota, Fungi, Ascomycota, Sordariomycetes, Hypocreales, Hypocreaceae. Gene Ontology annotation, molecular function: protein binding.
AACUCAGCACAACGCGCUGCUUAUUUCCUUGAUAACAACCCAAGUGGUGCCUCGAUUGUGUCUUUGAAAAUUUCAAGCAAUGGAACUCUUUCUAAUCCUGUGAGAACGCUUACUGGCGGAGAUGGUUCAUGGGCGAAAUGGAUUAUUCCAAACCCUCCUCCACCUGAUAACACUGGGUUUGCAGGACCAGAUAGCCUAUUUUCUGCGAACGCGGUUGUCGUAUCUGGAAACUUUCUUUUUGUUGUUAAUGCUGGAAGUAAUACGCUUUCCAUGUUCAAGAUCGAUCCCAACAACCCUCAGUACCUCGGCCUCGUUGGUAAACCUGCCGGUACAUUGGGCGAUUUCCCAAUCUCAGUAACCUACUCAGAGAAACUUGACAUCGCUUGCGUUCUCAAUGGUGGAACAAGGGCUGGAGUCGCCUGCUUCUCAGUUGACGCAUCUCGUGGCCUGAUAGCCUUGGACAGCAGCCUUCGUUCUAUCGCCCAAGCCUUUAAUCAAACCACGCCACCAGGGGGCCCUAUCCUCACCGCGUCAGAUAUUAUGUUCAAUCCUUCUUCAACAGGUCUUUUUGUCUCUACGAAAGGCGCCCCUCCUUCUUCUGUAGGAGCGAGUCCAACCCUUGGUUCAAUCUAUGCGUGGCCGGUAGUUGGAAAAACAGUUUCCACAAUUGCGACUAUUUCGCAACCGUCAGGUGUCAUUUUGGAUUUUAGCCUCACAUUUUUGGGGGCAGAUGACUCAAUUCUGCUUACAGAUGCUGCCGGAGUAGGCUAUAUUCUCUCGGUGUCUUCCAGCUUGCAGGUUACGGUGAAGGACGCAAUUGUGCUUCCGUCGAACGAGGGGCUCGCUUGCUGGGGAGUAUAUGUGUCAGAGCUCAGUAGUGCAUAUAUCAUCACCGCAAGUAUCACCAACAUCACCGUUGUGGAUCCCGGCACGGGUUCUGUAACUGGCACAAUUACUUUGCCAGCAAGUGAUGUUGGAGUUUUCGACAGCGCAUCCGAUCGAACGUUUUUAUAUAGCCUUACCAAUGUUGCAAGCAUUGCUGUGGUUGACUUGGGCGCCAAUCCCCCCAAAAUAAUCCAAAAUCUCGACCUGAGUGCUAUAGGAGCUAGGAAAGGCUGGCAAGGCAUAGCUAUCUAC